Galleria mellonella (greater wax moth) is the source of this 8153-nucleotide messenger RNA. RefSeq lists its product as uncharacterized. Gene Ontology annotation, biological process: regulation of DNA-templated transcription. The transcript is spliced from 5 exons. The coding region runs from base 100 to 1002 and encodes 300 amino acids. The record is from RefSeq and is a predicted model, not a curated record. Gene Ontology annotation, molecular function: DNA-binding transcription factor activity; DNA binding. Lineage: Eukaryota; Metazoa; Arthropoda; Insecta; Lepidoptera; Pyralidae.
CUUUCGAGUUCCCAAGUCUAACCUAUUGGAAUUUGUGAUAAGAAUACUCGAAUAUUAUUGUUAAAAAAUCCACUAAAAACAACUUUAUAAAUAUGAAGAAUGGACGAUAAUGCAAGGAACUCAUCAUCUUAUCACUUGGAUCAAGAAAUACUCGAUGCGCGAGGAAUCAACAUGACAGUGGAAGAAGUGGCCGGUUUACCAACAAUAAAAUAUUCGGAACGCGUCCAGUCGUUAAAACUUAAAGAGGAAGAUCUGGCAUUCCUGAAGGGAUUACGUAGAAGGAUCAAGAACAGGCUAGCGUCCCAGAACAGCCGCCGUCGCAGUAUGGAACACCUCCGACGGUUGACCCGGGAGCUGCGGGCGGUACGCGCGUGCCGUGAUGAUGCAAUAGAGGAGAGACGAGCUCUCGUGCUGCAGAGGGAGGCGACGCGCGACCGCUGCCAGAAGCUGCGCCUGUAUAUCUCACAAAUCUUGAAGGAACGUCACGACCCUACAGAAAUUCCUUCCAUAGAGACCGCCACGGUGGCUCACGAAUCUCAACCGGAUCCGCCCAAAGAGAAACGCGUAAGCGUGACAGAGACAAAAACACCCCUCCUCUCCGAAUGUUUCAACAAGAUAGAAAGAGACAAAAGCAUAUUCGAGUGUCGCAUAGACAAGCUGGUGCAGCAAAGCGUGAACCAUAUAUAUAAGAAUGAAAAAAAAGUGUACGCCAAAACAGUUUUUAUCACAAACGAGAAAUACAGUUCGGAUAUCAAGUCUAUGGUUUUAACCGACAAUAUAGGGGAGGAUUUGAAGGUUUUAGGUGGUGAAUUGAAGGGGUUAGGCGAGGAGCUGAAGGGGAUGCUGGAAUGUGAUAAUGGGGGCGUGUUGAACUUGUGUGUGAAGGAGGGUAGAAGACGGAGUCACGGUAGGAAGCAGUCGGCGCCGAGAAGGAUCGCUUACUGUUGCAACGACAGUAACGAUGGCGUGCUCGAUUUGAAAAUAAAAAAAGACAAUCAGUGACCUUUUAUCAAGAAGCAACUGUUUACAAGACCAAAUAAUAUAGUAUGUAUACAAAAAGUAGUUCGUAAGAUAUGCAACGACCAUACAGACACACAAUGCCGGGUGCAUUUAUGGCGUUUGUUCAUAAGUGUGAAUAUGCAGGUAGAAGGGACACUACCGGGGAUUCUGAUUCUGUUGUUUAUGGGAUGAUAAUGGGAUGGUAACCCCGCCUGCGCUAUCGGUAUACGCUGGCGGGGUACCAGUGAAGGGUGAUAGGUGAAAAUGAAGCAGAUCAGUUGGCCCAUCAUGACGAAACAGGGGGAACUGCGUGGAGUUCGACCUGACAGAGUACGUUGCUAAAGAUGGGGCUGUUAGACCUCUAUUAAAAAAGGGGUGAAGAGUUCAAGGUCAUGUGUGUAAUACCUCUAAGCAGAUGUUCAGAGGCUACAGUGAUCACUUACCAUGGGGGAGGGACGGUAUUGUCAGUAAUAGGUUCUCAUUUCCCCAUAACUACCAAUACACCUUAUCAGGUCGACCUCCACGCAGUUCCCCCUGGAAACUGUUAUAAUUAAUUCUAGUGGAAUUCGUCACGAUUGGCUGACUGGCCUGCCUUUUCAUUCCCACCUAUCAUCCCUCACUGGUGUCCCGCCGGUGUAUACCGAUGUCGCAGGCGGGGUACCAUUAAAUUAUCUUCUAUUAAAAAAACUACUUACUGUCAGGCGGGCCGUAUGCUUGUGUAGUUCGUUUUAGAACUCAAUAGUAUAAAAAUCACAAAUAAUUAUUACUUUGUCCUUUAAGAGGUAAAGCAGUUAUGGUUGGCGACCGACACACGUUAUAAGCACCUGUAUGUCCAGGGUACAGAGGCAUAACACCUGAGUCCUCAGGAAUGGCAACGCAUGGGGGGUAUCAUGGGCGAAACAGUAUACUCUGUUAUGUCCAUGGUACUGCUCAUGUCUAUAUUCGACGGUUACCACUUUCCAUCAGGUGGGCCGUCAGCUUGUUUGCCAUUCUAAGUUGUAUAAAAUAAUGUGUGUCGCAAUAUGUAAUUAUUUGUUGAUUAUGAAUAAAAUUACAACCCAAUAGGGGGGAAAGGGAUUGUUAGUAAUGCGGACUAUCAGUCCCAUUGCUAGCAAUAUACCUUGUCAGGUCGAUCUCCACAUGGUACUCCCUGGAAACCAUCGUGCUGAAUUCCAGGUGUAUUCAUCACGAUGGGCUAACUGACUUGCCUUUUCAUUCUCACCUAUCAUCCCUCACUGGUGCUCCGCCAGCGUAUACCGUUAGCGCAGGCGGGGUCACCAUUCCAUUAUUAUGCAUUAAAAAAAAAACAUCAAAUAUGUGUGCGGUCUAAAGGCAAGAAUUGUAGGAGAAUAUAUAUUUAUUCGUUUAUAUAUGUAAUUUUAGUAUGUAUGUAUAUCAAUAAUUACUAGUACCGCAUUCGAGUAUUCUGACACUUGCCUACGGUUAACUGGGAGAGAAUGCUUUUAGCAUUAAGUCCGCCAUGUACACAUAUUUGUACUAAAAAAUAAAUAAAUAAAUAAAUAGUAAAGUUGUAAUGAAAAAUUACCAAAAAUAUACAAGUGUCCUUUCUACUUACUUCAUUUGUUCUUAUGAUUUUGUAAAAGAUGGUUCCCACGCAAUAGUACCAUUUAAUUCCUGAUCCUCAAAGAUUAAUCCUUCUUUGCAUAAUGGUGGAAAUUUCCAUCAUAACAUUGAAUGCCCAAAAAUUAUAUAAAGGACCAAGUUUAAGUUGAUCGUGUCUGGAUACCUUUUUAAUGUCUAUUGCAGAAAAAAAACAUAGCUGUCAAAUUUAUUUUUUUAACCAUUUUUCCUUUAAUUUUGAACAUGAAUUAUAUCACCUUGAUUUAUUUCACCAAUAAAAAAAAAUCAUGCAAAGAAGGGUUAACUUCUAGAUUUUGCACGGUAUACACCGUCAACCGUUCAACAAGAGACUGGAAUCGACGUGGUCAUGUUUUUUUUUAUGAAUAUAAUUGACAGAACUCAACGCUAUCGGUAUACCUUGGGAGCACCAGUUAGCACCAGUAACCUCAGUUGACCUAUCAUGAUGAAUUCGACAGGAAUUAACCGUGAUGGGGGAACUGCGUAAAGGUAGACCUGAUAAGGUAUUUUGCUAACUGGGAUAAGCCAGGGGAAAAGGAUUGUUAGUAAUGAAGACUGAGAAUCCCAUUGCUAGCAAUAUACCCAACCAGGUCGACCUCGCGGUUCCCUCUGGAAACUAUCAUGGUUAAUUCCUGGUGAAUUCAUCAUGAUGGGCUAACUGGCCUGUUUUCAUUCUCAUCUAUCACCCUUCACUGGUGCUACGUCAACGUAUCCCGUUAGCGUAGGCGGGGUUACCAUACCAUUUUCACCCAUAAAAAAAACUGGGAUAAGCCCCCCCCUCUAAAAAAAGUGAUAGACUUCAGGGUCGGUAAAGCAAAAAUAUAUGCUGCAUUGCUAGCUAGCAAAGCUGUCAUGUCUCCGGUUCCUAAAUGUCACGUCAAUUCCUGUCUCUUGUAAAGCUUCAAGCCAAGACACCUGUAAUAUGUGAAGUGUGAAGGGUGACUUCGAAUCCAUGAGCAUCCUGUAAAGGGAGUGUUAUACCAGCAGAAUUAAACUGUUUAAUUAUUAUUACUAUUGAAAGAAGUAUAAGAUAUAGUAUACCAGAGGGAGACUUUGUACAAAAGUCGUUUGCUUGGCCACCUCUGUCCCAUUCGUGUUUCUACCGUGAAGCAGUUGUAUUUGCAUGGCUGUGUUUCGGUUUGAAGGGUGGGAUAUAGCAGUGAAUUUACAGGGUACAGAGGAAUAACACCCGAGUCCUCAGGAAUGGCAACGCAUGGGAGGUGUCAUGGGCGAAACAGUUUACUCUGUUAUGUCCAUGGUACUGCUCAUGUCUAUAGGCGACGGUUACCACUUUCCAUCAGGUGGGCCGUCAGCUUGUUUGCCAUUCUAAGUUGUAUAAAAAAAGACUGUCCUCACCAGGCAGAAAAAUCUGCAGCGAUGGUUUUUAUCUCCUCAGGGUAUAGCGUGUUAUCCAAAGGAGAUAUAUCGGUUGUGUAUGAGUGGGCUACAGCUAUACAACAUGCGACGAAAAACGUCAAAAAAAAAGUAUCUUCAAUAGUGACAUAAUCAGUUUUGUUGAUUCAAAAACUAAAUUACUCUGUUUCUGAACCGAUUUUGAUAUAAUGCCAAUGGGACCAAUGCAUAAGUGUAUGUUUUCCAGUUGAGAAAAAUAUUUUUCCAAGUUAAUUUACAAGUGACGGAGUUGCGAGGUGAGAAAUAUAAAAAAAAUAUGAACUAAUUAAGUUAAGAACCUUUUUUUCAAGUCGGUUGAAAAUUUGUAAGCCUUCCAUACUAAACGUUGUAAAAUAAGUAUCAUCAUACCAGCCUUUAACUGUCCACUGCUGAACAUAAGUCUCCCCCAAAAAGGGGAGUUUUGCCAGUAGUUGCCACGCUCGGCAGGCGGGUUGGCAACAACAGUUAGGUUUUGUGAUUUUAAAAAAAAAAGAACGGUGCUUCUCAUCCCUUGACCAUUAAGUUCCUUUAGUAGCCUUUUACAACACCCAUGGGAAAGGAAGGGGUGAUCUAUUCCAUGCCGGGACCACUGCAAGCAUAUAUAUUUAUAUAUAAAUUUAAAUAUAUAUAUAUAUAUAAAAGAAAUAAUAAAUAUAUAUAAAAUCUCUUUGGUAAAAAUGUUAAGUUUCACUCGUAGAAGAACACUCCCUUAAAACGAUGCUAACGGAUUCGAUACCACAGUUUCACCCCCUAUUUAAAAAAGUAAAUUGUAGAACAAUUUAUAUAUAUAUAAAAAAAAUGUGCCUUCUAUGAAUUAUUUAAACAUACAAAGUAUGAUAGAGUGUUUUUAUAAAGCAGAUGAAAGAUUAUGUACGUAAAUAUAAGUGUAGACAGAGAUCUGAGAAUGAAAAUGUCUAAGCCAUAUAAUGGUAUUAAAUUUGACAUAAAUUUCUGUCAGAUUAAAUUAGUUUACUCUAUCGGUGGAUUAAGAAUAUAUCAUUUGUUAUUUAGUAUCCUGUAUCAAAUGGAAUUGUUUAAAAUAAUGCCUACAGUCGUCUUUUACCAUCGCAUCGCUCGCCAUCGACAGGGAACUCAUCCUCACACGUUUGAACCUGAAAUGGUCACGUACAGUGCGGUUUCAAAAAAAUUUUCUCCUGCGAACGCUCAGGCUGUGGAAUGAGCUCCCUGCCGAGGUUUUCCUUACAGACUACAGUAUUGGGUAUAUUAAGCAACGCGCACGUGAAACGUCUAGUGUUGCAGGCGUCCAUAGGCUGCAGUAACUGCUUACCAUCAGACGGGCUGUAUGCUUGUUUACUUUCGUGGUAUAAAAAAAAAUUAACACGUUAAUUGCCAUGUCAGCUAUAUCGUCAUAGUGGUAGAAUACUGACGGAUCUAUAUAUAUAAUAAUCGUCAGAUCCGUCAGUAUUCUACGACUAUGACGAUAUGUGUCUGACGCUAAGAAGUUCUACAUAAUCCAUGUCAGACAUACAUGUCUGACGUACGCUAUUUGGUAGAAGGCGGAUAAUGGUAUAUUGUUUCAGUUGUAAUAAGUAAAGUCAUCUAUGUGUGAUGUAAAAAAUAGAGUUCUUCCGGGAAUUUUGGCAAAAAAAAAUUUUUGCGAUACAAUAAGUUAAAGAUUGAUGAAUGUGGAAGAAGCGAAAGAGGUUCGUUUGAAUCGAAGCAUUUGGCGUUCCAUUGUUUCUGCUUACGCUAAUGGGAGACAGGCGUGACAGAUAUGUAUGUAUGUAAUAAGUUUUCUUGAUACAUUUUUAACUAAAAUAUCUAAUAAAGUUACCAUGGCCCAUGUAAAUUUUUUUCUGAUAUCGUGGCCAUUAACGUGUUAAAUGCUAAACGUAUGUUUUACAGGUAAUUUAAUAACGAUACAAUUCACUUAAUUAAAUCUGACAUAAAUUUCUGUCAAAUUUAUCUAAUUUACCUUCGCGAUGAAUUGAAAAUGUGUCAUUUUUAUAUAGUAACCUUUAAUAAAUAAUUUGUAUUAAAUACAUUUAAUUAAAAAUGCGAUUCUAUUUGUAUUUAAUUAUGAACAUGUAUAAUAAUAUAAAUGGCGGCCAGUAACAUACGAACAUUCCCUUCCAGAUCAAAACGUACUUGGCUUUCUAAAUAACUGUACCUUUUUUGUUGCCAUAUUCAGUCUGUCGUCUCAGUGUUGCCAGAUGUAUUUUUUUAUUUUUACCAAAAUGUUAAUAUUUUCUUUCAAAUAGAUAUGAUUUCAUUUAUUUUUAUCCAAUCACAAAUUUAUAUUUUCUUUCAGUACAUUUAGUACCACAAAGUGAAACGAAAACAAGCCCUUUCCUACGUGUUCACAUCUUAUCUUCUCUUAUUCUCUUCUAUUAUUUUCUCCUUAUCUUAUUUCCUGCUCUUAUUCUGUCCUUCUCUUAUCCCAUCCCCUGUUUUGCUACUUUCACUGAUAUAUUGUAUUUUUAUACCACUAUGUGGCAAAUAUAAAAAAUACACAAAUUACUCCAAACCCAUUUUACAUUUCAACAAAAAUUACAUUCCUCAAAAUAUUUUUUAGCAAACAUUAUUUUUCAAUCUGGCAACGUUGAAUCGUCUUAAAACUACUAUCUAUACUAACAUUAGAAAGAGAAAAGAUUUGUUUGUUUAUUUGUAAUUGAUAAAUUCAAAAAAUGCUUAACCUAUAUUAACACUUUGCUGACUGGCAAUACCGUCAUGAGUGAAAUCUUUGCAAUUAAACUAAAAUUGUGAUAAAAACCUAAAUACAAAGAAAAGUAAUGUUUUGGUCAAGAACGCUUUGUAAUCCAAACGGUGUUGCCCGCCAUGGUAGGAGGACGUACCUACACGCUGGUGCAAAACGAAAUAAGUUCUAUGUAAUAUCAGUUUAUUUCCUUUGCCGAUAUUUCGUAUUUUUAUAAAAAAAAAAGUUUCUCUUUUUAUUUAAAUAUAAAAAUGGCGUCUAUCAAGGAUUUGUGUGAAUUACAUAUUAUGUAUAAUAUAGAAACCAAAGGCGAAGUAAAAAGAUACAUUUAAUAUCUUGUAUUAUAAAUAUUUGUUAUAAGUGCCAAACAGUAAUUUUUGCUUGUCAGUAAUAACAUAAAAAUAAAUAUCCAGGUGGAACGGACACUCCUGUGGAUUCAAUAAUAUAAUAGCUAAAAUGGCGACCUGACGGCUCUCGGUUUUUAAUAGCUAGUCAGGGCUUGCACGCAAAAACGUUGUAGUGAAAGCGCCCUUCUCGCUCACUCGCACGUAUGUCGCAUCGUAAGUAAAUUUGCGACAACCCUGGGAGGUAAUCUUUACAGCCUCUAUAGAAGAAAAGGGUACAUUUUGGCGAUAUCGGGGUGGAUACUAAAUUUAUCUCUUAAUCUAUCUUUAAAAUUUAAAUUUCACCACAAAAUCUUUAUUGGACCACUAUAAACUAAUUUUCUAAUAAAUUUAAUUUAAAACUAAAUUAUAUUUUUAGUUUAUGAUGGUUUACAAAACAGUAAUUUUGAGAAAUUAUCCAAAAUAAUAGUUUAAGAGAUAGGUUCAAAGGAAUUCCGCCUAUUAUCUCGUUAAAAAAAAUAAAGUAUAGUAGAAUCUCGAUUAUCCGAAUCAGAUAAAACUAGAGUUAUUCCGUAUAAUCGGAAUCCGGAUAAUCGAUUUCGAAGUCAAAUAAAAAAUAUAUUUAAAUUUAAUUAUUUUUUUUAUUAUGUAAAAAAUUUUACAAAUGUUAUUUAGAUAAUACGGUAUAAAAAAAAAUUACGUAAUACCUAUUUACCCAAUUAAUGCAUAAUACUAUUUUUAAAUCGGCAAUUAGAGCCGUGAAGGAUAAGUCCGGAUAAUCGAAGUCCGGAUAAUGAAGUCCGGAUAAUCGAAAUUCAACUGUAUGUGAGUGUCACUUCUACUCAGCCUAUUUAUUUUUAUGGCAGUGAUAAAAGAAAAAAUACUAUUUAUCAAAAUAUUUACAUAUUUUCUGAGUGUACAUCAGAAUUAUGCCAAUAAUGUAACUUACUAAUGUGUCCAUAAAAUGUAUAAUGUAAAACGAGCCAUGAAAUUGUAUGUUCAUGACAAAUCUUAUACAAAAUUUAUAUAUUUAGAAGUAAUAUAGAUUAUACAAUAAUUUUUCUAGUUUAUAAGUGAACAAAUUUGUGUAAAAACAAAAACGAUAUAAUGAUGUUGAGUUUUAAUAAAUAAUUAUAAUAGUU